GUAUCAUUUAGUCUGUGCACGUUGGAACAAGUGAACAUGUUGCGUGUUGUGGCUUACGUCUGCGCUCUCCUGGCACUGGCACACGGACAGACCACCAAUGUACAGUCGUGUACUUUCCACAAUGGACCUCUGCCGACAAACACGUACAUAGAAGGGUGUGUUAAUCCGCCAUGUGUCUUUCCACAAGGACAAGAUGCAGUCAUCAACAUCAAGUUCCGAGCACCUCACGCUGUGCAGAGAAUGACAAGUUUUGCGACAGCAUUUCUGUUGCAAUCCCUUGCAAUCCCUUACCCACUCGGAGAGGCCGCACAAACAUGCAGUUACCUCGCUAACAGCAGCUGCCCUCUGGACGAAGGCGAGGUGGUGCAGUACUCCCUCAAUAUGUUCAUCGAGUCUACUAUCCCUGCGGGAGUGAGCCUGCCAAUCGAGUUUAGGAUCGUGGAUGAUAACAACAAUACCCUGGUGUGUCUCCGUGUACCAAUCAUAACCGCAGCUCCUUUGUCGUCCGACAUGCUUGCUGGGCCGGCUUCUGGAGUCUAGAGCUGAUAUACAGUUCCAAUGGCACCUUAAUUUUGACCAAUGUAUUGUGUUUAUAUAAUGUAAUGUACAUAUGUAUCUUAAUACAAGUCGAAGUUAAAAUGUAAA
Messenger RNA from Spodoptera litura, 645 nucleotides. Its product is annotated as NPC intracellular cholesterol transporter 2-like. The record is from RefSeq and is a predicted model, not a curated record. Lineage: Eukaryota; Metazoa; Arthropoda; Insecta; Lepidoptera; Noctuidae.